Molecule: messenger RNA, 1728 nt
Organism: Ilyonectria robusta
Lineage: Eukaryota; Fungi; Ascomycota; Sordariomycetes; Hypocreales; Nectriaceae
Product: S-adenosyl-L-methionine-dependent methyltransferase
Exons: 6
Coding region: 218-1372 (384 amino acids)
Molecular function (GO): methyltransferase activity
Source: RefSeq, a predicted model, not a curated record
CAAAUCCAGCGGUGCCCCACUAGUCCAUUCGACGUCCCUUCUUCUCUGUACUGCCCUGCGUUGCUCGUUUCAUUUGGUGGGCUUGUCGCUCGCUCGGCCUUCUUCGUCCUCUCUGCUCUCUCUCCUCGUGUCUGAAACUCCCCCUGCCAAUUGUGCGUCGGUGGGAAAAGAAGACACAGCGCGGGUGGACAACACGUACAAGCAUUCGCACAGCAACAUGGGGACCUCAGAGGGCAGGCGAAGUUCGAGGGCGAGCCCCAAGAGCAGCCCAAGCCCAAAGCGCGGCAGCUCAAGUCCUGUCGCUCAAGAACACUCCCCUGACCACGAAUCGCCACACGACGACCAACCCCAAACCCAGACCAACGCUCAGGGCCUCUUACACGGCGAUGCCCUCAUCGAAGCCGGCGGCAGCGACGAAGACGGCGAGUUCUCGGCCAGCGAAUUCGACGCCGCCUCCACCAGCGACCGCACCGACUCAACAUCCGUCAGCUCGAGCAUCUACGAGCACAGCUACCAGCAUGGCCGUCGCUACCACCGCUACCGCCACGGCCGCUACCCGCUGCCCAACGACGAGGCCGAGCAGAACCGCGAGGACAUGCUGCACGCCAUGAUGCUCGAGGCCACCGACGGCCGCCUGUUUUAUUCGCCCAUCGGGGACUAUCCGCAGAAGAUUGCCGACCUGGGCACCGGCACGGGGCUGUGGGCCAUUGAGGUGGGAGACAAGUACCCAAGUGCCGAGGUUCUAGGGCUAGAUCUAAGUCCCAUUCAACCAGUCUGGGUCCCUCCAAACGUCAAAUUCCUGGUCGACGACGUUGAAGACGAGUGGCUCAACGGCGAUGACUUCGACUUCGUCCACCUCCGCAACAUGAUUCCCAUCCUCAAGUCCCCAGUCGGCCUUCUCAAGCAAGCAUACGACCACAUGAAGCCUGGCGCCUGGGUCGAACUCCAAGACGUCGAUGGCGACGUCCACACCGACGACGACUCCAUUCCCAAAGACUGGCCCAUCAAGCGCUUCACCGAACUGCUCCUCGAGGCGUUUGCCCAGUUCGGCACCAACGCGCACGCCGCCGUCUUUGGCGGGCAGUACCUCGCAGAGGCGGGCUUCGUCAACAUCAAGCACAACUACAUCAAACUUCCCUACGGCACAUGGCCGCGCGACAAGGUUAUGCGACUCGUCGGCAUGUACUACCGCACCGCGUGCGAGGAAUUCUUCCCCGCCGUCGGCGCCAUCCACUUCCCCAUGCUGGGCUGGGAAAAGCCCGCCAUUGAGCUCUUCUUCGUCGAGUGCCGCAAGUCGAUGCGCGAUCCCAACGUGCACGCCUACGGCAAAAUGCACUUCUGGAGCGGGCAGAAGCCCCUGGACGCGGUGUAAAGGAGUCAGUCAGUUUUGAGUCCCGGUGGUCGUCGUCAAUGUUGGCGUUAUAAGCUCGUGUUUUUAUAUGCACUGUUCAAAUCAGCUCUAUAGAGGUUUUGUUGGGUGGCUUUGUGGUUAGGGUUGCGUGGAGUUGAUGAGCGGGCUUCGUUUCCCGUUACGAGGAUGGCCUAGAGGAGGGCGAAAAAGGGGUACAUCCAUCUGCUUUACGAAUCACGAACGAUACUUGAACUGUAUGUAUUAUCAACCAAGUGCUGUAUUUUGUACGCCAUCCAGAUGUCCUUUGAAAUUACUAAAGCCCAUCCCUUACACCGCCACCUUGCCAUUGUCCAUCAUCACCUCCGUCCCUUCUUGGC